AGUGGUGUACCAGGAUGGCUUCUACGGAGCAGAAAUCUAUGGGGGCUACGCUGCGUACAGAUACGCCCAGCCCACCACCGCUGCUGCCUACAGUGACAGCUAUGGCAGAGUCUAUGCAACAGCAGACCCCUACCACCACACAAUCGGCCCUGCCGCUACAUACAGUGUGGGGACCAUGGCUAGCCUAUACAGAGGAGGGUACAGUCGCUUCACUCCCUACUAACAGAAAGAAAAAGAGAGAAAGACAGAGACAUUACCCCCCAACAAACAAAAAUCUGACAAAUUAACAAACAAGCAAACACCUCAUCCUUCGUGGAGCGCUAAAUCAAACUAAAAGCUUCCAGGUCUCAAUGCUGACCCCUCCCCCUGACACCCGCCCUCCCGCCACAGACGAUAUCUACAACCUUUUUGAUGUCAUCAUUGGUCUGCUCCUAUGAUUUGUUUUGUAUUCAUUUUGUGCUUUGGAUUGAUUUCGGAGAAGUUAUGUUCUGCACAUGUGACUGCUGUAGAUGGGUGCUGUGUCACCAUAACCAAUGUGAGCCUACUGUAGCACGCAUGAUGCAUGAUCAGAGGGGUGUGUUUCUGCAGUGACCGUCAGAUGGAUGACAAUCUAGUGGGGCAUUAGAUACACUGUUAUUUAGCCUAUUCUUGAAUUGGAAUUCAAUGAAAUUCAAGCAGGAAACAAAAUAUUGUAUUCCAAUUAGCGUUAGAAAUACAUCAUUAUAAUAAUAAGAAAGACUAUGCACAUGCCCUGCUAAUUCUUAUUUCACAAGACGCCACUGUCAACUGUACGAUUGCUCUGUAAUGUUGGAGUGUCCUAAUGCACUUGAAUUGGAGUCCUAACAGUGAUGUGGUGUGACAGCAUGCAGAGUGAGGGCCAUUGCACCACAGUGAGGGGUCAGAGUUCACCUGGGGUUGAGACUGGGGUAGCUCUCGCUAAUGUGAUGGCACUCUAGGCUAAAUGACUUAGGAUUGUGAAGGAUUCAAUGUCUUUGUUUAUUUCAGGCACAUUUUUUCCACACUGAUUUGCAUGUUCACGUAUUAUUAACUGAAGUGUACAGUGCAUUCAGAAAAUACUCAGACCCCUUGACUUUUUCCACAUUUUGUUACGUUACAGCCUUAUUCUAAAAUUGAUUAAAUUGUUUCCCCCCCUCAUCAGUCAACACACAGUACCCCAUAAUGACAAAGCAAAAACAGUUAUUUUUUAUUUUCUUGAAAAUCUAUGUAAAAUAAAACAGAAAUAUCACAUUUAGAUAAGUAUUCAGACCCUUUACAAAGUACUUUGUUGAAGCACCUUUGGUAGCAAUUACAGCCUCGAGUCUUCUUGGUUAUGACGCUGCAAGCUUGGCACACCUGUAUUUGGGGAGUUUCUCUCAUUCCUCUCUGCAGAUCCUCUCAAGCUCUGUCUGGUUGGAUGGGGAGUGUGUUGCUGCACAGCGAUUUUCAGAUCUCUCCAGAGAUGAUCGAUCGGGUUCAAGUCCGGUCUCUGGCUGGGCCGCUCAAGGAGAUUCAGAGACUUGUCCCAAAGCCACUUCUGGGUUGUCUUGGCUGUGUGCUUAGGGUUGUUGUCCUGUUGGAAGGUGAACCUUCGCCCCCAUUCUGAGAUCCUGAGCGCUCUGGAGCAAGUUUUCAUCAAGGAUCUCUCUGUACUUUGCUCCGUUCAUAUUUGCCUCGAUCCUGACUAGUCUCCUAGUCCCUGCCGCUGAAAAACAUCCCCACAGCCUGAUGCUGGCACCACCAUGCUUCACCGAAGGGAUGGUGCCAGGUUUCCUCCAGAUGUGACGCUUGGCAUUCAGGCCAAAAAGUUAAAUCCUGAUUUCAUCAGACCAGAGAAUCUUGUUUCUCAUGGUCUGAGAAUCUUCAGGUGUCUUUUGGAAAACUCCAAGCGAGCUGUCAUGUGCCUUUUACUGAGGAGUGGCUUCCGUCUGGUCACUACCAUAAAGGCCUGAUUGGUGGAGUGCUGCAGAGAUGGUUGUCGUUCUGGGAGGUUCUCCCAUCUCUACAGAGGAACUCUAGAGCUCUGUCAGAGUGACCAUCGGGUUCGUGGUCACCUCCCUGACCAAGGCCCUUCUCCACCGAUUGCUCAUUUUGGCCAGGUGGCCAGCUCUAGGAAGAGUCUUGGUGGUUCCAAACUUCUUUCAUUAAAGAAUGGUGGAGGCCAGUGUGUUCUUGGGGACCUUCAAUGCUGCAGAAAUGUUUUGGUACCCUUCCCCAGAUCUGUGCCUCGACACAAUCCUGGCUCUACAGACAAUUCCUUUGACCUCAUGGCUUGGUUUUUGCUCUGACAUGCUGUGGGACCUUAUAUAGGCAGGUGUGUGCCUUUCCAAAUCAUGUCCAAUUAAUUGAAUUUACCACAGGAUGACUUCAAUCAAGUUGUAGAAACAUCUCAAGGAUGAUCAGGAUGCACCUGAGCUCAAUUUCGAGUCUCAUAGCAAAGGGUCUGAAUACUUGUAAAUAAGGUAUUUCUGUUUUUUAUUUUUAAUACAUUUGCAAACCUUUCUAAAAACCUCUUUUUGUUUUGUCAUUAUGGGGUAUUGUGUGUAGAUUGCUGAAUAAAAAAAUUAUAUGUAAUCAUUUUUAGAAUAAAGCUGUAACAUAACAAAAUGUGGAAAAAGUCAAGUUGUCUGAAUACUUCCCGAAGGCACUAUAUGUGACGUUUAGAGGUGGGUAACCAUUAUUUUUAGUAGGCUACGCUAUCGACUCAUCUAUGAAGUACUGUAGUGCAAUUCCUGAUAACUAUUCACUUUUCAAUAUUGCACAAAACAUUCUGUACCUCAGGAUAAACCACUACAAGUGAUUUGAUCUGACAACUAAUUGUAUCAGUAGAAUGCUUGUCUUGUUUAUUGAAGAUUUUCUUGACAUAAUCAGUGCUUGACUUGUGCAGGAGCUUACCAGAGCUCAGCACCGGCACCUCAGACUUUCUACUGCUUGAGCUCCUGCACUUAAAUAUAAACCGUACCAGCACCCAAAAUGACUAGCAUAAGUCAAGCAUACCCACCAAACACUACCAGUGGGUUCCCCCACUUUACAAUGACAGAGCAUUGUCUUAUUGGUUGAUUUUGCCUAAAUCUCUUUGAAGAGAUGAAUUACUAGAGUAGGUACAGUGAGAGAUUAUAGACUUUCGAUUAUUAGGAGAGAAAUGGACUGUGAACAUGCUUGUAUCAUAUUUCACUUUCAGGAGAAAAUACCUUGUUCCAUACAGCUCUAGGAAGAGUCUUGGUGGUUCCAAACUUCUUCCAUUUAUGUAUUAUAACAUCUGCGUGUUGUCAUACCAUAUUAAUGUACCGAGUACACGUCUUCAACUCAGUAGUUACCCCACAUGAACUCUUGAGAAAAUGGGAACAUUUCAAAGAAACUAUUUUGUAAGUAGAUCAAGCCAAGAGACAUGAUAUAUAGAUCCGAAUACAACUAUGGAAAUCUAUAAUUACUCAACUAUUCGUAUAAUGAUAUAAUUUACGUAUGUAUCCUCUCAAGUGUUAUCUGUUUGUUCAACUUUAUUUGUGUAUUUUGAUCAUUUUGAAGAUGUGACAUGUUUAUAAAGAUAUCAUGUACGAGCAGUUAUGUUUAUUCAACAUGUUGAACAUGACAUAGAUUAAUGUUGUAUACCAAAAUAACAUAUCAUCACUUGAUCAAAGAAAAGCAUAAAACAUUGUUCUUCCUUUAUAUACCAGUAUUUAGGGUUCUACCAUGGGGGCUUUUAUAUACCAGUAUUUAGGGUUCUACCAUGGGGGCUUUUAUAUACCAGUAUUUAGGGUUCUACCAUGGGGGCUUUUAUAUACCAGUAUUUAGGGUUCUACCAUGGGGGCUUUUAUAUACCAGUAUUUAGGGUUCUACCAUGGGGGCGUUUAUAUGAUUCAAAAAAGCUUCAGACAUUAUUAUUAAUGUAUUUGUAGGUGUUUCUGAUUAAAUUACUCUGUGUGUGUGUGUGUGUGUGUGUGUGUGUGUGUGUGUGUGUGUGUGUGUGUGUGUGUGUGUGUGUGUGUGUGUGUGUGUGUGUGUGUGUGUGUGUGUGUGUGUGUGUGUGUGUGUGUGUGUGUGUGUGUGUGUGUGCGUGUGUGAAUAGUAGGGUUGACACAACCCAUUUUAAAUGACUUUCCUCCCCAUCCACUUUCAUUGCGCCAGUAUAAAACUGAGUGCUGCUCUGAGCGCCAGUGGAACUAACACAGAGAAUCCCCCAAGAACAACGGCUCACUGAAGCCAAGUUCCACUGUUUCUUCAACUCAAUUAGUGUCUAUGUUUUAAGCUGAAUUUACAACAGUGGAAGUCUGCUGUUUGAACACAUAGGCUUGAGACAGCUCCACACAAAAUAUAUAUAUUAUAAAAGAGACACUGAACGGCAAGUAAAAUACUCCCCUCUGCCUUGGUAAAAAGAGAACCUCAUAGCUUUGAAUUCUCCCUCUCACUGCCUCCCAAUUCCUAAUGAUGCCCGUCAUUACAGCUGUUGUUUCAAAAUCCUGUUUUGCAAACGGCUUCUUCUACACUGAGCUUAAUGGAGAGAGAAACUUAGUAAUUACUAUAUAGUACCAGUUGAUCUGCUUGAAAGGAAAUAGACUAUUUGAAACCCCCUGUUCAGUUUGGGUGCAGAUAAGUCAUAAAUGAGUUGAGUAGGAAAGCCACAGUGUCAGAAACUGAGAGCAGACAUCUUAAUGAAUAUUGCUCUUCUGAAGCUAUCGUUUAGCAAAUACACUGAAGGCCAUAGUGUGACGAAUAGUAGUUCAUGUUUUUCACUGGCUGUGUGUUUUUGAGGUUUGCCAACUUCUUUCCUCUAGUCUCGACAUCCUGAAAUCUCUCUCCAUGACAACUCUUUGCCUCAAUAAAUCACUUUAUACGUCCUAAUUCAUUGAUAACCUAACCUUGAUACAGUAAAACAGAAUCUUCCACUUUGAGCACCCACUCAUUUCCUGUCUGCACGUGAACCAGCCUGAUAAGAUGCUAGCUGCUAUGAGAGGAACAUCAAUGCCCAGGAGGGGUGUUAGCCGCCAUGCCUCACCACCACAAAUUAGAGCAGGCUAAUCAGCCACUAUCAAUCACUGUAUCGCUAGCUUCUCUUACAGGCUAUUCCUACACUACAUCUUCACUAUGGCAAUGUGCAGAUCUCAGUCUACCAGCAGCUACAUUUCACAGUUAAAAAAGAAAGUCGGCCGAGAACACACCUUUUCAUUUACAUCCUCUACUUUCAGGGUUACUCGGGGUCAGUUUUAUUCUUACAUGAGGACAUUGCAGUGAUGUCAUGUUUUAACUUGGAUGGGUUUGAGUGUUGUCAGUUAAAGUUGUAAUGUGUCCGUACAACUCUUCCUCCCUUUAUAAUCAAUGUAUUCAUUGUUACACUGUUAAAAUGUCAAAUUAUCAAGGCUUCAUAUAACAUGUAAAUAGCUAAUAUAUAUUGUGUCUUAUUAUAUUUUGCUAAAUAUUAAAAAUGUAUCUAUAGUGUAGAGACUGAAAGGUUUUCCAGUUUUAUAAUAUCCUCUAUCCCAUAUACAUUUGUUUUUCAUAGCUAGCUACAUUAUUAAAAACACUCAAUGAAGGUGUUAAACCACAUGCCCAGUCCUAUACAGUUUGCUGACAUUUAAACAUGUUUAUUUGUGUAAAUUGAACGCACAGUUUGUUAAUUCAUUCUGAUGUAUUUACUAUUAUAGUCAGUAAGCCUUGAUAAGCUGACCGUUUCAUUUCUUUCUCCGUCCAAAAGAUUUGUGGAACAAAAGGGAAACAAGCUAAAACGUUACACUUCCUGUAAAUAUAUACAUGUAUAUACACAUAUAUUACCAAUUCUCUGAUUAUCUGGUUUCUAUGUAUUCAUAUAUAUAGUGGUUUUAUCUGUGUAUUUUCAAUUCAGCUGAACCUGUUCUAUGAAUUGUACAAUAUGUCAUUUCUAAAAAAGUAUAUAUUGUCUGAAAGGUGUAAGUAACUGGAUUUUGAUUUAUUGGUACAGUAUAUUACAUUUCCUUUGUCUUCUUUCAUCAAUGACUUAGUUGUUAGUAUAUGUGACAUAUCUAAGCAACCUCUGAUUGUUUUGAGUGUCAGAAUAAAGCGGUUCUGAGAGCA
This is a messenger RNA of Salvelinus fontinalis (brook trout), 6042 nucleotides long. Its product is annotated as RNA binding protein fox-1 homolog 3-like. Gene Ontology annotation, cellular component: cytoplasm; nucleus. Gene Ontology annotation, biological process: nervous system development; regulation of alternative mRNA splicing, via spliceosome. Gene Ontology annotation, molecular function: mRNA binding. The record is from RefSeq and is a predicted model, not a curated record. Lineage: Eukaryota; Metazoa; Chordata; Actinopteri; Salmoniformes; Salmonidae.